AUGUUGCCACUUAACACCCGUUGGACAAAGCCUCAAGACCUUGAUGGCUAUAACAUGACUCUGAUGCCAGAAGCGCUCAUUGAUCCAUUUGGCAGUGAUGCAUUGGUCACGCUGAGCAGCUAUGCGCCAAACAUACGCGAUGCAAAGAAGUACAAAGACUGGGUUUAUGUUGCAUCACCGGUUCAAUACUGCAAAAUAGAGCUGGAGCUCAAGUUGCCGCUCUUGGACCAUCUCUCUGGUAAAUACGCUCUAGAUGCAUCAAAGCAUGCCACAGCACUGAUCAAUGGAAAGCAGUCAAUCCAUCUUUCUCAGCUUGUUGAAGCGCUGGUCUGCAUUGGAUGCACUGCUGUGCGCGUCCAGGCAUAUGGCAUGAAGAGCUCUCUCAAGUGCGUGGAAACCAAGUGGUUUGGAGAUGCAGAUCAUGACCUCGCAGGAGACAACACUUGGGACUUGGGUGCCAUGUACCGCACACGCACCAUACCGCUGUUCAAGCCUGCAGCAUCACGUGCAACUGGAAUGCAGGUUGAUCCGAUGCUGCUUGCGCUUGGGCGCGGCUAUGGCUCUGUUGACGCACAGCUGCAGUACGAGGAGCAGGACUACCGUGUCAAAGUUUAUCCGCGCCUUGUGCAUCGCCUCAAGGCCCUUGCAGGGAAGCACCCACGGUGGCCACCAAGCUCUGUGCGGAUGAGCAAGGCUCGGCUUUCAUCACUUGAGCGCAAGGCUGCCCUCCUGCAAGAGGGCUUUGAAGAAGAUGACUACUUCCUGGGAGGAUGCCGCAUUGAGGUCACCAUCACAGCACCAACGCUAAAUGCAGCUGUCAAGCAGCUUGCGCGCACUCCUCUGCUUGCACUUGAAGAGUGGCUGCAGCCGCUGAGCGAGGAGCUGGAAGACUUGCAAAUUCAGGUGAUUGAAGUCACACCUGACUCUUUCUUUGCGCAGUGGGCAUUCAUGAAGGCUCAACAGGUGCAGCUGAGGCUGUUCAAAAGGGAUCACAAUGCGCAGGCAACACCACUUGAGAAGUGUGUGCUUGUCGAUUUUCAAAACUGUCUAGGAUGGAAUGCAGGGUACCGUGCAUCUACACGGCACACAGACUCUAAUGCAUGGUGGCUCAGUGCUGUGCAUAUGAGCGCACUUGCUGCAGCAGCACCAGUGCGUGCAGCAGAAGAUGCGCAGUGGCAGGACAUCACCCUUGGCCACAUAACAGAGAUACCACUGCUGCGUGAACUCUUCAGCAUCUUGCAGCCGCACAUGAUGUGCCGCUACUGCCAGCUGGAUGACAGCCGCUACAUCCGCAACUGGGAUGCCAAACAGCAGCGCAUCAAGUGCAACAAGAAGGGACGCGGUGGUACAUGUCAAGGUCCGCAACUGUAUCUCAACAAAGAGCAGGCAUUCCUCGCAUCUUGGGUGAACAAGCUGCAGAUCUGCCUCGACAACAAGUUCUUAGCUGGCGCACCAGCAUCAGCUGUCCCUGCCAAGCGCACACGCUCUGAGUGCUGGGUGGAAGUGCCUGUGACGCGCCGCAAGACUUCUGCGCUGCGCACCGCUAAUGCACCAUCUGCCACACGCAUCACAGCUGAAGCUGAGCCUAACCCACUGCAUGCAAGCCCAACCGCUCAAUCAGCAUUGCUGGGAAAUUGUUUGCGCAUAUCAGACUUCAUUAAAGGUGACGGCAACUGCCAGUUCCGUGCAUGGGCGCACCUGCACUACAGCAACCAGUCACGCUUUUGGAAUGCACGUCAGGUUGCUGCAGCAUGGCUCAAGACGCACGCGCACAUUGUGCGUGAGUUCUAUGCGCCAGAGGAUCCCACUGUGCUUGACCAACACAGUCCCCUGGACCUCACCACUCGGCGCUCGUACGCAAACAUGUGCGCUGAAGUUGCAAAAGCUGGAACAUGGGGCAAUGAGUACUCACUGUUUGCGCUUGUGAAUCACUUCAAGUGUGCAGUGCGGGUGUUCAUCAAGAUGCAAGAUGGUGCGCUCAUUACGCAUGAUGUCACUGUGUGGCAGGCAGAAGAGCAAGAGCCAGUAUAUCAGCUGUACUUUGACGCGCACACACGUCACUAUGAAGUAGUGCUGUGA
Ceraceosorus bombacis is the source of this 2079-nucleotide messenger RNA. NCBI's taxonomy places the organism in Eukaryota, Fungi, Basidiomycota, Exobasidiomycetes, Ceraceosorales, Ceraceosoraceae. The record is from the annotation of a GenBank genome assembly.